Messenger RNA from Coffea eugenioides, 1335 nucleotides. RefSeq names its product zinc finger BED domain-containing protein RICESLEEPER 2-like. Gene Ontology annotation, molecular function: DNA binding. Lineage: Eukaryota; Viridiplantae; Streptophyta; Magnoliopsida; Gentianales; Rubiaceae. The record is from RefSeq and is a predicted model, not a curated record. Bases 1 to 1335 code for a protein of 444 amino acids. The transcript is spliced from 3 exons.
AUGAGUGAAGAUGAGAUAGAAAUGAUAGAAGAUGAGGGCAAUGAAGGAGAACAGCAAGUAGAUGGAGAUGAAGGAGCUGGUCCUUUUGAGAAAAAGCAAAGGAAGAAGAAAUCCAGCAUAUGGGAUGAAAUGACAACAGUAGUGCUAGAUAAUGAUACGGUCAAAGUGAAGUGCAAUCAUUACAAAGAACUUUUUGCCAAGAGUGCAACCGGAGCCACAUCUCAGCAAAAGAGACACUUGAAUUCUUGCCUACAAUUGGGAAGCAAAGCAAAUAAAAGCAACAAGUGCUGUCAUUCACCGAAACCUCAAGUGAUGGUAUCACUUCCAUCACAAAUUUCUCGUAUGAUCAUGCCAAUUGUGUUGAAUUUUUGCAAUGUUCAUCCUCCUUAUACUGGAGUUAUUAUAGCUGAUGCUUUAAGUAAGUGCUUUAUUGAUUGGGGGAUUGAGAAUAAGGUUUCUAGCAUAACUGUUGAUAAUGCUUCAUACAAUGAUAGAAGGAUAAAGUACUUGAACAAUUCUGAAUCUAGACUUCUUGAAUUUGCCAAAAUUAAAAAACAGCUUCAGUUACCCUCUAGAAAGCUAAUUUUGAACUGUCCAACAAGGUGGAAUAGCACCUAUUUGAUGUUAGUUUCGGGUUUAGAGUUCAAGGAUAUCUUUCCAAGAUAUGCAAACAUUAACCCCGGAUUUCACUAUAUUCCUACUGAUUUUGAGUGGAUGAAAGUGGAAGAAGUGUGCAAAUUUCUAGAAAUAUUUCAUGAAAUCACUGAUAUGAUUUCCGAGUCCGAGUAUCCAACGGCUAACAUUUUUCUUAUGGAGCUCUAUAGGAUUAAAGAGCUUUUAAAUGAAAAAGUUCUUGACCCUUUUAAGCAUAUUUGGGCUAUGGCUGGAAGUAUGUCUGCUAAAUUUGAUAAGUAUUGGGGGGAAAGUAAUGUGCUACUAUCUUUGGGUGCAAUUUUGGAUCCGAGAUACAAAAUGUUUCUUAUUAAUCAUGCUUUUUCGGUGAUUUAUGGUAAGGAUGCUGCUCCUAGAUUCGCGGUUGAGACUAGAGACAUUCUUUAUGAGCUUUACAAUGAAUAUGUUGAUUGUCACAUUGUUUCCCAUUCUGAACAACAACAGAGGCAGGUUGUAAAAAGGAGACAAAAUAAAGGUUCUAGUUCUUCUAGUAAGAAACAGAAAAUGACUGGACCCGCCGUUUUAACUGGUAAAGAAAAGUUUCACAUGCAUGUGAGUGAAAUUGACAGGGAUCCACCAGAGAAAUCAGAUUUAGACAUUUAUUUAGAGGAAAGUAGGUAUACUUGUGAUGCAAAUGCAAAUCUGGAUGUUUUGGGUUGGUGA